Messenger RNA from Orbicella faveolata, 2539 nucleotides. RefSeq lists its product as uncharacterized. Lineage: Eukaryota; Metazoa; Cnidaria; Anthozoa; Scleractinia; Merulinidae. The record is from RefSeq and is a predicted model, not a curated record.
GCAGCACUCUACUGUAGUAACUGUUCGUGCAAGGUUUCAAUUCACUCAGAUCUCGUUUAUCCAUGAACAGAAACGGGACAAGAGAUAAGUUGUGAAAGUGAGUUAGGCACGUAGACAAACGCGGGUACAACCGUGAAACAAUACAUGAAAGGCAAAGUCAAAUGUCACAACGUAACGAGGCCAACUCUGGCUAACGUGAAAUAUGCGCAGCCUGCUUACCUGCUGGUUACCUGAGAGAGAUACACCUCUGCGCAAGUGCAGAGACUGAACGAAAACAAGCGGUUGUGUUGUGUUCAAUUUGUUAUUUUCUUUCAUCUAUGAAAAGAGUGGCGAAAAAAAGGGAAACUGGCGAGAAGACUGAAGAAAAUCAGGGUGAACUCCACUGAUUAAGAAGACCAAUAUAAUAAAACUUUGAACUGAAUGAAGGAACAAAAGGUGAAAAGACCUAAAGAUGGUUCAGAUGGUUUGAGAGCACAAGAUUUGGUAACCUGAAAUCUACUUCCAACAAGCCCACUGAUAGCCCAAGAUGAUCAAUAAAUUCUCCUCUCUGUGUAGCAAUAAAACAGCUAGCAACUGUUUCACAGAGUCAAAACCAAAGUAAUUACUCCGCAUGACCAAUAACAACAGAAGAAAGCAGAGAACGAACCAAUCAGAAUUCUUCGCAAAUACGAGUACGUAUUACGUAUACGACAUCACGCACGGGAAAAUGCGUCCGAACAGUAAGUCACAAUUGGUUUUGAUUUUGCUCCUGGCAAAAGUUUUUCUCACCAAUCACAAAGCGUAGCCAAGCAAAACCAAAGCAAUGCGAAUUGCUUUCCAACCUCAAAGGAAAGCUGUUCUAUUAAAGCAAUUGUAAUACCAUUAGAUUGUUAUUUUAGCGUUUCAAAACUACUGAACGUGACACAUUGAGUAGGUGACUGUUUUACUCUCAAAGAGCAGUCGUUAGAGUCGCUGACCAAAAUCCAUUUAAAAUCAUUCCAGCACGGGGUCUAUUUCUUUUUCCGAGAAAGAAAGGAAAAUAUUCCAGUUGAGCUUAAUUGCAGAACGUUGUAUGAUUAAAAAGAUUUGGACCUCUUUCAGUUCGUGUCAGGGGGAAAUCUUUUUUAGUAGUAUCAGUUACCCAUUAGGCUAACAUACUUAUCAUAUUACAUACGUUUAUGACGCUGAGACGCCAACUGACUACGUGAGCAAAACUUGAAUACUCGCUUGUCUUUCUGCGCAAUUGUUUACUUCCUUGUUCUUGCAGUUCCAACCGUUGUUAAAGACAAACCGAGGCCCACAAUAUGGCGGCAUUUAUUGGAGAAAGAGUUGGAAUUAGAGAAACGACAACGCCUGCUACAGUGCCCGCGAACCCAACAGCCAAACUAAUGUAUUACCUUAACUGUGUGGCAAGUGUUAUUCAGCUUGACGAUCCCAAUCUCAGCAGGCUGAGGAACUACGAGAGUUACUAUUUACUGAACGACGCACAAAUCGACGCCUUGUUGGCAAUGGUCCUACUUUUUAGCCCAGAUGAGCUGAUUGGUAAAGUAUUCUUCCACAGUGAAGACUGUGGAGAACACAGCAACCGAUUUUUUGAGCUGAGUUCAGUUUCUCACCUGUUAGCGGUGUCAGACAACGUUCUGAUUGGAGGAGAAAGGAAGAGAGUUGCUAACAUCAUGUUCUUUAAGAGAUACUGGUUGGAAAAUAAUUAUAUUUCACCCAUGACGUCAUUUGAGGGUCGUCUGCAAAGGCUGGCACGCGGUCUACCAGGCAGAGCGCCAUCCGCCCGCAGAGCACUACCCCCACCUCCCCCAACUCGUCCUUCUACCAUGUGUAAUGUAAUGUAGUAAUCCACGCAGUUUUAUGCCAGACAGCAGUCACAGCAGACUGAAGUCGAUGAACGCGCGUAUAGGUAAUUGAUAGUUUCCACGAUGGGAAUUGCUGGUAUGUAUUUUCUUUAGUUUGUGAUCAGCACAUAUAUUACUUGACUUUAAUAUUUUGUAGCAAACAACGUAGUGUAAUGCCGUCAGACAUAAGUCACAGAAAAAAACGACCUAAGUGCACUGACCACUACGUUUAGGCACGCAUACACAGGUUAUUGAUAUUUUACAUGACGAAUCACUGGGUUGUAUUUUCUUUAGUUUGUGUUCAGUAAAUGAUUACUUGACUGUGAUGUCUUUUCAUAACCAACGCAAUUUAGUCAGACAACAAACAGCCGAAACUAUUGAGCUCUACUAAGGGUAUUACUUCGGCACGAGCCGCGGUGUAACUCUUCACCUGUAACUGGAUUGGUGCUGAUGAGGUUUCCAUGUAGUUUUAAAAUGAGUGGAUCGUAACUGCUAUUGCUGGACUACUGCGAGCAGUCCCUUUUUGGUGAUAGUCAGGGAAGCAGCCAUCAACGGUGCAGGGAGACUGUAGCGAGGAGAAAGAAAACAAGAGGAGACUGGGGAUUAGAAUAGGGAAAGGCGCCUCUCCCCAGUUCCUCCCCUCAUGCCUCAACUCGUUAAUUCUCUCCAUGCUGUUCAUGGCUUGCGCAGCUGUCACAGUGAUUUGGGUAUCC